Pseudophryne corroboree (corroboree frog) is the source of this 4049-nucleotide messenger RNA. RefSeq names its product DNA topoisomerase I mitochondrial (gene TOP1MT). Gene Ontology annotation, molecular function: DNA topoisomerase type I (single strand cut, ATP-independent) activity; DNA binding. The record is from RefSeq and is a predicted model, not a curated record. Lineage: Eukaryota; Metazoa; Chordata; Amphibia; Anura; Myobatrachidae. Bases 251 to 3448 code for a protein of 1065 amino acids. Gene Ontology annotation, biological process: DNA replication; chromosome segregation; DNA topological change. Gene Ontology annotation, cellular component: chromosome; nucleolus. The transcript is spliced from 21 exons.
UGUGAUCUCAUCAGUCACCUGAUGGUGAGGGUGACGUUACGCCGGGACAGGAAGUGUGCGUCUGUUGCGGGACGUGUGACGUCAGUUUUCCGAACGUGUGACUCGGCCCGCGGAGGCGGCGUCUGUAAUCUCUGAGACGCCAGAAUCUCCUGCUGGCCGGGUUAGAGUGACCGGAAUAGUCACCCGCUAACUGCGAGUUUGAGAGAUUCCGGCAAAGUGAAGUCUCUUCCUUGGAAAUAAAUAGAGCCUGAUGAGUGUCAGCAUGGUAUCAACAACCUUACACAGUGACCCCCACAGGAGUAGAAAGUUUAAUGGAGACAAAAGGGAAGAACAUUUAAAGGAAGAUGUGAGCGCUGAAAACAAAUCUCCCCUCCAGCUACAGAAUGGUUGUACGGAGGAGGUUAAAAAUUCCACCUCCACGGAGAAGCCGCUAAAAGAGCACAUGGCGGUGACUUGUGCCUCGCAGGAUAUUGGAGAACCCGAAAAUAACACCGGGGAACAGAACUUCACUUGCAAAGAGCCAGAAGGACUAAAGCUGCCAGCAUCCGCCAUGAGUUUGGAUGAGAACAGCAAUGUGCUGGACGAUAAAUCAGACUCCAAGGAGAAGAGUCCCUGCGCAGAGGACGGUGGUCGGCCAGUGUCCUUGUGUCCAGUAAUUUCUUCCGACCUCCAUGAGACUAAUGCGACCAAGCCACAAGGGUGUGAGGAGCAACCUGGUAAUGCCUCUGUAAAUAGUGAUGACCAUGCGGGGGACGCAAGAGAGACGGAUGUGACAACCAAAUCUGCAAAGGAGGAUAUCCUACACCUGCUGAAAAACAAGGAGAGGGGCUGUUCUGACAAAAAAUCAGACAAGGGUUUGAGGGAAGAUGACACCAAAAUAAAGAAAAAGGGGAUUGAUGACAGGAGAGAGAAGAAAGAGAAGACUGACCAUGAGAAGGACAAGCUGCGAGGGAAAACUCAUCAUAGUGAACGCUCAAAAAAAGAUCAGCCUAAGAAAGAAUCUGAAAGCAACGUGUCAUCCUGUGUAGAUAAGAAGUCCACCCAAGAGAAACUGGUUGUGGGCUCCAUUACCAAGGGAGAAACAGCCACGGAAGGGAAACCCACUAAAAGCAGCAAACCUAAAGAUGAAACGGAAAAGAGACACAAAGACCACGCCAAGUCUAAGGACAGAGGCCCAGGUAUUGGUGAGGACAAAUACAAGCGCCAUUCAGAAAAAGGUAAAACAGAAAACAAAGACCACAUAAAAAAAGAGGCCGCAGACGUUCCCCUGUUGGUUAAAGAGCUUGGAAAUAACUUAAAGGGAAAUACAGUAACAUUGGUUGACCUAGAUCUGUUUCAGAUUAGACCCACUGAUGACCGAAAGCAAAGGGCAAAAGACAAAGCCAAGGGGAAGUCCCACGAGAAAGUUAUUGGGAAAGCUGAGGAGAAGGACAAGCAGAAGAAAGACCAUAAAGAUAAAAAGAUGGACAAAGAUGCUAAAAAACCUAAAGAAGACCAUAAAAAGGAGAGCGCAAAUGGCAACAAAGGGGAAAAGAGAGAAUUGGAGGAUCAUGAGGAGGAAUCAGAGGCUGUCCAUAAGAAGUCCAAGCAUGGCCCCGUGAGCAAUGAUAAGCCUCUGAAAGUCAAACAAGAAGAGAAGGACAAUGCCAAAAAGGACAAAACGAGUGCGUCUAAAAAGAGGAAGAAUAAGGAUGAAGGAGAAGUGAGAGAAGCCAAGAAAACUAAAGAGGGAAAACAAAAAGAAGCCGAGUCGAAGUGGAAAUGGUGGGAGGAAGACAACUACGAAGAUGGUGUGAAAUGGAAAUUCCUGGAACACAGAGGCCCCUAUUUUGCCCCUCCAUACGAGCCUCUUCCAGAUAACGUGCGCUUCUCUUAUGAUGGGCAACCUCUGAAGCUCAGCCUGGCUGCGGAAGAAGUGGCCACUUUCUACGGCAAGAUGUUAGAUCACGAAUACACCAGCAAGGAAGUGUUCCAGAAGAAUUUCUUCACAGACUGGAAAUCGCAAAUGACCAAAGAAGAGAGUAAGACCAUAAAGCACUUGUACAAGUGCGACUUCUCCGAGAUACACAAGUAUUUUUUUGAGAAGAACGAGGCUCGCAAAGCUUUGCCCAAGGAAGAGAAGCAGAAACUAAAGGAAGAGACCAGUAAGAUUCAGGAUGAGUAUGGAUACUGCAUGCUGGACGGCCAUCGAGAAAAGAUAGGAAACUUCAAGACCGAGCCACCAGGUCUUUUCCGAGGUCGCGGAGAUCACCCAAAAAUGGGCAUGCUAAAAAUGAGAAUUGAGCCGGAGGACGUCAUCAUUAACUGCAGCCAAGACUCCAAGGUUCCAGAGCCCCCUCCUGGCCGCAAGUGGAAGGAAGUGCGAUGUGACAACACCGUCACCUGGCUGGCUUCCUGGACGGAAAAUAUCCAGAGCUCAAUCAAGUACAUUAUGCUGAACCCAAGCUCGAAACUCAAGGGGGAGAAGGACUGGCAGAAGUAUGAGACGGCGCGGCGUCUGAAGGGUGUGGUAGAUCAGAUCCGAUCUCAGUAUCGAAUAGAUUGGAAAUCUCGAGAGAUGAAGAAAAGGCAGAGAGCCGUGGCGCUAUAUUUCAUUGAUAAGUUGGCGUUGCGAGCAGGCAAUGAGAAAGAGGAGGGCGAGACAGCGGACACGGUGGGCUGCUGCUCUCUCAGAGUGGAACACAUCAAGCUGUUUCCAGAACUGGACGGCCAGAAGUACGUAGUGGAGUUUGACUUCCUGGGAAAAGACUCGAUCAGAUACUACAACAAGCUUCCCGUGGAGAAGGAGGUGUUCAAGAACCUGAAGCUGUUUAUGGAAAAUAAAGACCCAGAGGAUGACCUGUUUGACAGGCUGAAUACCUCUAUUCUGAACAAACACCUCCAGGACCUAAUGGAAGGACUGACUGCCAAGGUGUUCAGAACAUACAACGCCUCCAUCACCCUGCAAAUGCAGCUGAAGGAGCUGACAAAUGAGGACGAUAACGUGGCAGCAAAAAUUCUGUCCUACAACCGCGCAAACAGAGCUGUUGCACUUCUCUGUAACCACCAGAGGGCGCUUCCAAAGACGUAUGAAAAGUCCAUGCAAAAUCUUCAGGCAAAGAUUGAUGCGAAGGAAGAGCAACUGAAGGAUGCCAAGAAAGAACUGAAGAAAGCGAAGGCUGACCAUAAAGCAAGGAAUAAUGACAGGACUAAGAAAGAGCUGGAGAAGAAGAAGAAGCAAUGCGAGAGGUUGGCGGAACAGCUCAUGAAACUGAAGCUACAAGCCACUGACAAAGAGGAGAACAAACAGGUCGCUCUGGGCACGUCCAAACUAAACUACCUGGACCCCAGGAUCACCGUGGCCUGGUGUAAGAAGUACGGCGUGCCCAUCGAGAAGAUUUACAACAAGACUCAGAGAGAGAAGUUCGCCUGGGCUAUUGAUAUGACCAAUGAAGACUUUGAAUUCUAAACAUGUCUGCAUCCAGAAUAAUUACAGGAUGAUAAAUGUCUUCCGCAAACCCUAUUCUCCAAGGUCUGGAAAUAGGUCCAAACACAUGAAGUCUCCACUUCAUGCACAGACUGUCCCAGGGAUGUCUUCCAAGUAUCGGGUUAUGUCCUGCUUCUGCAGAGUGAUCGCAUUGUCGCAGGGACACGGGUGAUCGCAUCACAUGAUCAGAGGAGACUGCGCAAUUGUUGGCCUGCACUAACACUCACAUCUCUAGGGUGUAGAGAGCGGUGGGCAAUGCAGACAGUGACGGCACAGACGGAUUUCUGUUUAUACAUAAAGGUGUGUGUGACACGGGUGUUAGGCCACGAGGCGUUGUGUGACACGGGUGUUCGGUCACGAGGCGUUGUGUGAAUUUCUUUCAGGGAUAAUGACGAUUGUACUUCUGAUAAAACUGGUAUGCUCAGGUGGCUUUAUGUUGGUUUAUUAAGAGCUUAAGGAAAGUUGUGUUUCAGUGUGGACGCUCUCGUUGUCGUCUUUACGUGAUUGCUUUAUUUUGUUUAUUUUUCAGAAACCAGAAUUUAAAUUGAAAUAAAACCUAUUUAUUGCGUAUUCUCACUUGUAA